ACAAGUGUCAUACCCUCAAACCUUAUACCUAUAUUUCAAAAUCAACACUUUGAUCCAAACUACUUGUCCCUCCAAAACCACAUACUCCCAUUAUAUUUCCCGUCUGCUACUUCUUCUUCUGUUUACCUUCAAACUCUUUCCCUCAAAAUAAAAAAUAAAAAAUCUCACACUUUUACCUCACUAAACUUGUAUUUUUUACACUACUUUAUCACUUCAACUAGUUGUGUUUUUUUUCUCUCUCUACUGCAAUGGCAGUAGCAGAGUUUAUUCCUUCUUCUUCAUUGAAUAAAAGGACUAGCUUGUAUUCAUCACAACUUUCUUAUGUGUCAACUCAGAUAUCUCAUCAGCGUCGAUUAAGCGUUAGAUCUUUACCAAGAACGAAUUAUUCUUCUCAAAUAUGUUGCUCUGUUACUUCUAAAGAAGCUCAAGCACCAACAGUAGUGCAGGCUGAUGAUCCAAAGAAGAAAAAUGAGUGUUAUGGAGUUUUCUGUCUCACUUAUGAUCUCAAGGCUGAAGAAGAGACGGGUUCGUGGAAGAAAAUGAUAAGUGUUGCUGUCUCGGGUGCUGCGGGGAUGAUUGCCAAUCAUCUUCUUUUCAAAAUUGCAUCUGGUGAGGUUUUUGGGCCAGAUCAACCUAUUGCAUUAAGGCUAUUGGGGUCUGAACGCUCACUUCAAGCACUCGAAGGAGUUGCUAUGGAACUUGAAGAUUCUUUGUAUCCUUUGCUUAGGGAGGUGAAUAUAGGCACAGAUCCUUAUGAGGUUUUCCAGGAUGCAGAAUGGGCACUUCUCAUUGGUGCAAAGCCUCGAGGCCCCGGUAUGGAACGAGCUGGCUUAUUGGAUAUAAAUGGUCAAAUCUACGCUGCACAGGGGAAAGCGCUCAAUGCCGUUGCAUCGCCCAAUGUCAAAGUGAUAGUAGUGGGCAACCCUUGUAAUACCAAUGCAUUGAUUUGUUUGAAAAAUGCUCCAAAUAUACCAGCAAAGAACUUCCAUGCCUUGACUAGGUUAGAUGAAAAUAGAGCAAAAUGCCAGCUAGCUCUAAAAGCAGGAGUCUUUUAUGACAAAGUAUCGAACGUUACCAUUUGGGGCAAUCACUCUACUACUCAGGUUCCAGACUUUUUAAAUGCUAAAAUUAAUGGAUUGUCAGUCAAAGAGGUGAUUAAGGACACUAAAUGGUUAGAGGAAGAGUUCACUGAAAAAGUCCAAAAGAGAGGUGGUGUACUUAUUCAGAAAUGGGGAAGAUCUUCAGCAGCAUCAACUGCUGUGUCGAUUGUUGACGCAAUAAGGUCUCUUGUCACUCCUACACCUGAAGGAGAUUGGUUUUCUACUGGAGUAUAUACAAAUGGAAAUCCUUAUGGGAUAGCAGAGGAUAUAGUUUUCAGCAUGCCUUGUAGAUCCAAAGGAGAUGGUGACUAUGAACUAGUAAAAGAAGUAAUAUUUGAUGACUACCUCCGAAGCCGAAUAAAGAAGUCAGAAGAUGAGUUGCUCGCGGAGAAAAGAUGUGUAGCCCACCUUACUGGAGAGGGUAUCGCUGUCUGUGAUCUGCCAGGGGAUACGAUGCUUCCUGGAGAAAUGUGAAAUCACCUUAAUCAAACCAUUUUGCAGAAAUGGCUUACAACAGAUAAUGUUUAAGAGCUUGCAUAGAUAAAAAGAUUUUUUAAGUGUUAGCGAUGAGAGUGCUGUUUGUAAUGUAUGCACCAUUGGUAUCAGUCUACCGAUAAAUUUGGUUUGGUCGAAAAGGGGAACAAUAAAUGAGACACUAUUCAAGUCC
Molecule: messenger RNA, 1767 nt
Organism: Capsicum annuum
Lineage: Eukaryota; Viridiplantae; Streptophyta; Magnoliopsida; Solanales; Solanaceae
Product: malate dehydrogenase [NADP], chloroplastic
Exons: 14
Coding region: 249-1574 (441 amino acids)
Biological process (GO): tricarboxylic acid cycle; oxaloacetate metabolic process; malate metabolic process
Molecular function (GO): L-malate dehydrogenase (NAD+) activity; L-malate dehydrogenase (NADP+) activity
Source: RefSeq, a predicted model, not a curated record